UGGAACAGGUUCCGGGAACAUUCAGAAUGCAGAGGUCUUCAUUUGAAGGAGCCAUGGAAGAUACCCAGCUGCGGGAGAAGCGUGAAGCAGCUUUGGCCUGGUUCUCUCAGUUCCAGCUUGAUUGUGUCAUCAGAAACGGUAUCGUUCCAGAAUGGUUCCAUGGCAUUAUCUCCAGGAGGACAGCGGAGGAAAUGCUGCUCUCCAAGCCUGCAGGCUACUUCCUGAUUCGGGUCAGCGAGAGCAGAAUAGGAUACACCCUUUCAUAUCGAGCUGAGGAUCGCUGCCGACACUUUAUGAUUGAUGUGCUAAGGAACGGCCAGUACACCAUUGUGGGGGAAAACACCAGUCACAGGUCACUGCAAGACCUGGUUGCAUUCCACCGUCGGGUUCCCAUUCUCCCCUUCAAUGAGCUGCUGACUGUUGCCUGUGGCCAGGUUUCCAAAGACAACGCAGAUUAUGCUGAAUUGUUGUUUCCCAAAAAAAAACACUUUGAUCCCAUACCUGGUGCAGUCACAAAUAAUGGUCCUCACAUCAGCAAUGCUCCUCAUCUUGAACUGCCUUCUGCCACUCCACCAGCCCUCCCAAAUCGUCCUACUAUGUCCGACUCUGGUCACAGUGUCGCAAGCACUGCUGUUCCCACCCCCUGCUAUCCUCACAGGCUCUACCCCUCCCUGGAUAUGGAACUAGCUACACUAACACUUCAGAGCCCAAGCAUGACGAAUACAGUUAAACCAGUACCAUUACCCAGGAAAAAGUCGAACCCUCCCAGCACUGUAGAGUCAAACCCCCAGCCACCAGAGCUGCCUGCCAGAGGUAUCCUGCCACAGAGAAGGGAACAUCCCAACACCGCACCCAACCAGUUCCCAGGAUCAAGGCUAGAGUGUACUGAAACAUCAUCGACCCAGCCCAGCCUAGACUGUGGGACCCCCACUAACAACCAGCACAGAGGCCAGAGUAUGAAAUCAGCUGUUGUCAGUCUGAUGCAAUUCAAGAAGCCCCAUAAGAAGAACCGGGCCUCAGAGGAGCACACUUACUCUGAGCUGUCAGUGGAGUCUGAGACAGCAGAGGACCAGAAGUCCCUUAAAGCCCUGGUCAGUAGGCCAUCGGACCUUCACACAGCCUGUGAAAAUGUGUAUCAGGAGCUGCCAGGGGAAAGCCAGAUCGGUAAGCCCAGUACAGGCAUCAUGUGCAGCUUUACCAUCCCAGCAUCCCAUGCUGCACCAGUGGAAGGGCUACCUGCAGAGUACCUGAACCCACCUCCAUUUGCUCCUGGUUACUGACACAUGUCACAGGACCUCCUCAUUUGACUCAUCAAGAAAAGGAUGCUGGGUCUUUAAAAGGGGCAGUGCUUUGAAAUGUAAGGGGUCAUCAUUCAGAUGACUGAAUGAAAGUCAGAUGCAAUCAGCGUUUCAGACAUUAACACAUGCUUUUAAACUGUAAAAAAAAUGUCAUUUUUCAUUUUUAUUCUUGUAAGAAGGAAGAAAUCAUCCACUCUGAACAUAAAGA
This is a messenger RNA of Megalops cyprinoides (Indo-Pacific tarpon), 1506 nucleotides long. It is a transcript of the gene hsh2d, whose product is annotated as hematopoietic SH2 domain containing. Bases 27 to 1280 code for a protein of 417 amino acids. Gene Ontology annotation, cellular component: cytoplasm. The record is from RefSeq and is a predicted model, not a curated record. The transcript is spliced from 6 exons. NCBI's taxonomy places the organism in Eukaryota, Metazoa, Chordata, Actinopteri, Elopiformes, Megalopidae.